Molecule: messenger RNA, 3700 nt
Organism: Procambarus clarkii (red swamp crayfish)
Lineage: Eukaryota; Metazoa; Arthropoda; Malacostraca; Decapoda; Cambaridae
Product: sphingosine kinase 1
Biological process (GO): sphingosine biosynthetic process; phosphorylation
Cellular component (GO): membrane; intracellular membrane-bounded organelle; cytoplasm
Source: RefSeq, a predicted model, not a curated record
AAAUGGUGUGUGCAGGCAAAUGGGGGAUCUUUGACAAACCGCUGGUUUCCUGUUUUCGUCGAUGCCAAUAGCGUUAGCGGCCCUCAGGUAAAUCCAAGUAAAUAAUUAUGCUUCAGGCAGCAAAUAUUGCUCGGGCUACCUUGAGUAAUUGAGAGCCGGCAACCGUGUGCUCCAGCUGACAGUGACGAGCCGCCCACCAUGGAGAGGGGACGCACGGACGACGUUUGGUCGCUCCAAGAUAGAUUCAGACAGUAUAAACAGAAGGGCGAGCCGUACGACGUGCGGAUAGACGAGACUGGCCUGACGGUGUGGAGGGCAUCGAGUGGGGCACAGGGCACGACACAGAGGAGAGUGGUGAAGGUGUCUGACCUGGUGGGUUGUCUGUGCAUGAAGGCAGGCCCAGAGGAGCCAAGGUCGCACCUGGCUUUCUUCACUGUUUACGCCUAUCCCUUGAAUGACACUGGCAAGAGGAGGAGACUCGCCCUCUCCUUCGAGGUCGAUAAGGAAGACACCUUCGAGCAGAAUUUAGAGGUAGCAAAUACCUGGAGGAGCGCUGUCCAUAAGGCGAUCAGGAACUAUGGCACGGCAAAUCCCCAAAUAGAUAAGAGUAAAAGACUUUUAUUGCUUAUCAAUCCAAAUUCGGGACCCGGAAAGGCUUAUCAGAUGUACAAGAAGCAGGUGGCAGCAGUUUUUGGCGAGGCAGAAGUUGCUCAUGAUGUUAUAGUGACAGAGAGAGCAAACCACGCAAUGGAACUAGUCAAGACUCUUGACCUCGCAAAGUAUUCUGGAUUUGUCAUUAUGUCUGGGGAUGGCCUGCUUUUUGAGGUGUACAAUGGACUGCUGGGAAGAUCAGACUGGAAGCAAGCAAUCCAGUUUCCUAUUGGCAUUAUUCCUGGUGGAUCAGGUAAUGGCUUGGCAAGAUCUCUGGCACACUGGCUCAAUGAACCUUACAUGGGCAACCCUGUCCUGGUGUCUGCGCUCAACAUAGUACAUGGGCACCUGUCUCCCUUGGAUUUAGCAAUUAUUCAAACGGCAGAGGGCACAAAAAUGCUUUCGUUUCUCUCAAUUGGGUUUGGACUCAUCUCCGACAUAGACAUUGAGAGUGAACGGCUUCGAAGAAUUGGAGAGGCAAGAUUUUUUGUGUGGUCUUUAGCUCGAAUAGCAAAUUUACGCAAAUAUAAUGCUACCAUAUCUUUCAAGCGUAUACAGACAAAAUCUUCUAACACUAUCCAUAAGAUCAGACCACAUCUUCAACAUUCGCAGACAGUUGUGGAGCCAGUAAUAGCAUCAGAAGCCAUGCCUGAUUCUCUGAAAAGGAGUCAGUCUCUUUCGACAGCGGGAGAAAAUUAUGCCUCCUUUGACCUGAGCCCAUCCCUCAUUAAGGUUGAAUCUGAAGAAUCACAGCAGAAUUCUUGCACAGAUGAGGGCUUCAGACAAGAAAACCAUCAUACUGAAAUAGAUCAAAAUGAGCAUUCUAUAAAAGAAAAUAACAGUGAGGAGGAUAAUAUUGAAGCAGGGAAUGACUUUUUAAUGCCAGAUAUUAAUGAGCCUGUUCCUGAUGACUGGGAGACUGUUAAAGAUAACUUCAUACUGGUGCAUGUUUCCUACCAUAGUCAUAUAAGCAGUGAUGUUUUCAUUGCUCCCAAAGCCACACCAAAUGAUGGGUGCAUGUGGAUGAUGAUGAUCAAAGGAAAAACUCCAAAAAGUACCAUUGCUAAGCUGCUUCUAGGUUUGGAUGGAAGCCACGUCAGUAUACCUGGAGUGGAGCUAAUUGCUGUGGAGGCACUGAGAAUUGUUCCCUCUACAGCCACUGGAUGUCUCAGUGUAGAUGGAGAACUGAUACCAUGGGGACCAGUACAAGCUCAUGUUUUACCUGGAAGAGGUCAGGUUAUGACUCGUUGAGUAGCAAGUAAAUCAAUGGGCAAUUUUUAUGUUGUUGUUGUAAAGUGUUAUUGAAGACAAUAGUUUAUCAUUACCAAGAAGAAAUAUAGCUUUCAACAAAAUACCAGGUCAGUAAUGAUUUUUUAAAAAUACACUAAUAUUAAUAUAAAAGAAAAAAACAAAUAAAUUGGUCAAACAAAAGUAAUCUAUGAUAUACUAAUACUAAAUCCCAUCAUUUAUACUAUAUAAAUAUAGUGACACUUGAAUGCUGGCUGCUCUGGUUAAAUAAAAUCUUUAAAAGAAUUUGAUUAACAGAAAUAUGCAAUAUGCCAUCUUCAAUUUUUCUAUUUGUUUUCAAGCUUAACCAUCGGGUUAAAAUAAAGUACUGUAUACUUGUCUUAUUUGGGGAUUAUAGAUUUUAUAUAUGUAUAUUUGUAUAUCGAACAUUUCCUUCUAUGAACUGUUCAUCUUUUUGUACAUAAAUGUUUUGCCACAAUUAAAAUGACUUUAUGGACAUAAUGUAUGAAAGUGAUGUGUAUACAAUACUGUACUGUUAUCAUCAUGGAAUUCUCUUACUUUAUGCAUAAAACUAUAAAUUGUUUGGGUACAGAUUGUUACACUAUUCAUCAGGCUAAUGCAAGCUUGUACUAAGAUGCUGUCCUUUCCAGUCUAUUUGUUGUCUUUACUUCACCGAGAACACUUGCUGUAAAACUAUUGUAUUUAUUUUUUUGGAAGCUUUUAUUGAGGAACAUAAUUUUAGAAUAUUUUUUUUUUGUUCUAGGAGUUAUUGUCUACCUAUUGGGUGAUUAUAUAUACCUGUAACUGUAUUCUCAUGUAUUAGUUAAGGUACUGUGUAAAGUGCUGCCCUUACACUUAAAAGAACAUGUAAAAGUUUGAAUCCCAGCCAAGGAGUAAUUUUUUUUUGGCUUUGUGUUGCAAAAGAUGCUUGGCAGGUUACUAUUGGUCAUUGUCAGUCACAGACGCAGACUUAAUUGGUAUCGGCCAUUGUUAUCGCUCACCACACCUUUGCUGAACGGUUAAUAUGGGAGUUGCACAGCAGGGAAAAUAUAAAACAUUAGCUGUGUUAAUAGAUAUAAUAUUGUUUUCCCUAACUAUAAUGUUAAAUCAGGAUAAAAAAAAAAAAAAAAAAAAGACUGUCUAUAGAAAUACAUUUAAUUAUAUUUUUAGUUUACAUAUUGAAAAUAGUAUUGUUAUAAAAUAACCAAAGAGCUUUGAUAAUAUAUUUUUAUAUACUGUAUAGAGAGAUACUAGAAGAUACAAUUUACAUUCCCCGAUCUUUCCACAAGUUUUAUAUGAAAAUAGUUAGAAUUGCUCUGGUAAUCUUCACUUGACUAACCUUUUAUUAGCGAGUGUUGUCCCAAUAAAUUUGUUGCAAUCCUCGCUGCUGCUUUACUUUUGAAAAAUGCUUUGAAAUAUGACACUUUUGUGUAAAACGUUAGCAUGGCACUGGUGCUGAACUGAAGUUUCACUUUGGCCCAUCAGGUUGAGCACUAUUAGGUCAGGUCACUAUGUUGACUCUUGCCCCCUUGAUAAGGAAAUUGUGACAGGCGUCUGGUUUUCUGCCCCUCCGAUAUAAUUCAUCUACUGUAUACUCGUACGUUGCAAAUAAGUUUUGUACUCUAAAACACAAUGGUUUGCAUUUAGAUUAAGUUUUGUGAAACAUACUGUGAUUGUGCGUCAGGGAUUGUCUGGUGUCUAGUUCAUUCAGAGUAUUUGUAGAGAUUGUUGUAUAUUUAAGUAUAAAUGCAGCUGCAAUUAUUAAAAGUUAGUAAAAUAAUACAAGUUUGACAAAAAUUAA